Messenger RNA from Daphnia carinata, 4319 nucleotides. RefSeq names its product dynamin-like (gene shi). Gene Ontology annotation, biological process: receptor-mediated endocytosis. Bases 290 to 2968 code for a protein of 892 amino acids. Lineage: Eukaryota; Metazoa; Arthropoda; Branchiopoda; Diplostraca; Daphniidae. The transcript is spliced from 16 exons. Gene Ontology annotation, molecular function: GTP binding; GTPase activity; microtubule binding. The record is from RefSeq and is a predicted model, not a curated record. Gene Ontology annotation, cellular component: synapse; plasma membrane; cytoplasm.
CCAGCCAGCCAUGUUGGCCAUAUUCGGCUGAGAGCUGAAACCGUGCUGGUGUUCUCCGAGCGCUGUCACUGUGUGUCCAACGUCAAAGGAGGUUUGACAUACACACAAAGAGCACUAUUGCUGAAAAAAGAUUAGAGAACUCCCUGAAAGUCUUCUCGUGUUUCUAGUGAAUUAGUUUUUUCUCAUUGUGCAAUCCUAUCUAUUGGCCGCCAUAGUGGGAGAAGUUGGUUGGCGACUGGUCCGAGUUCGUUUGUACGUUUGAGCUCGACCGUCGAAAACAGCAUCGAAAAUGGCAGGCAAUCAGGGAAUGGAAUCCCUUAUUCCUCUUGUGAACAAACUGCAAGAUGCCUUCACUUCAUUGGGGGUGCAAAUGUCUCUCGACUUGCCCCAAAUUGCAGUAGUGGGUGGCCAAAGUGCAGGAAAAAGCUCUGUGUUGGAAAAUUUUGUUGGCAGAGAUUUCUUACCUCGGGGAUCUGGCAUAGUCACUCGGCGUCCCCUUAUUUUGCAGUUGAUCAAUUCUGCCCAAGAGUAUGGAGAAUUUCUGCACUGCAAAGGGAAGAUAUUCUCUGAUUUUGAUGAAAUUCGAAAAGAAAUUGAAGCAGACACUGACCGAUUAACUGGCACCAAUAAAGGAAUUUCCAACUUACCCAUCAAUUUGAGAGUAUAUUCACCUCAUGUGCUGAACAUCACGCUGAUCGACUUGCCCGGUCUGACCAAGAUCCCAGUGGGCGACCAGCCUGUGGACAUCGAGGCACAAAUCCGCGAUAUGAUUUUUCAAUUCAUCACUAAGGAGACUUGCCUCAUCUUGGCUGUUACUCCUGCCAAUAUUGAUUUGGCCAAUUCGGACGCUUUGAAAUUGGCCAAAGAAGUCGAUCCUGCAGGUUUGCGAACAAUUGGUGUCAUCACCAAAUUGGACUUGAUGGACGAAGGAACUGAUGCUCGCGAGGUACUGGAGAACAAGCUGUUACCUCUGCGUCGCGGUUACGUCGGUGUGGUCAACCGCAGUCAAAAGGAUAUUGACGGUCGCAAAGAUAUCAAAGUUGCCGUGGCGGCCGAGCGCAAAUUUUUCCUCGGCCAUCCCUCCUAUCGCCAUAUGGCCGAAAGGAUGGGCACGCCGUACCUCCAACGUGUUCUCAAUCAACAACUUACCAACCAUAUUCGUGAAACCUUGCCGGGAUUAAGAGAUCGUCUCCAGAAACAAUUGCUGAGCAUGGAGAAGGAAGUGGAGCAGUACAAAUACUUUCAGCCCAACGAUCCGAGCAUCAAAACCAAAGCCAUGCUUCAGAUGAUCCAGCAGCUACAAUCGGAUUUCGAACGAGCUAUCGAGGGUUCGGGUUCAGCCAAUAUUAAUACGAUGGAACUGUCAGGUGGUGCCAAGAUCAACCGCUUGUUCCACGAACGAUUCCCAUUUGAAAUAGUCAAAAUGGAGUUUGACGAGAAAGAGCUGCGACGCGAAAUUGCUUUUGCCAUUCGCAACAUUCACGGUAUUCGCGUUGGUCUAUUCACGCCCGAUCUAGCCUUCGAGGCCAUCGUCAAGAAGCAGAUAUCUCGCCUCAAAGAGCCCUCCCUCAAGUGUAUCGAUUUGGUCGUCACCGAACUGACUAACGUCGUCCGCUUCUGCGCCGAAAAGAUGAAUCGCUAUCCUCGACUGCGCGAGGAAGUCGAGCGUAUUAUCACUACACAAAUCCGUGAGCGUGAGCAACGAUGCAAGGACCAGAUCAUCCUUCUCAACGAGUGCGAGCUGGCCUAUAUGAACACCAACCACGAGGACUUUAUCGGAUUCGCCAACGCCCAGCAGUCUUCUGAGAAUGCCAGCAACGCCGGACUUAAGCUGGGCAAUCAAGUCAUCCGACGUGGUUAUAUGUCGAUCUCCAAUCUGGGAAUCAUGAAAGGCGGUUCUCGGGACUACUGGUUUGUUUUGACCUCGGAGACACUGUCGUGGUACAAGGACGAAGAGGAAAAAGAUAAGAAGUACAUGCUGAAUCUGGAUGGUCUGAAAUUGCGCGAUAUAGAGCAAGGAUUCAUGUCUCGUCGGCAUGCCAUCGGUCUGUUUAAUCAAGACGGUCGUAACGUUUACAAGGAUUAUAAACAACUGGAAGUGAGUUGCGAGACCCAAGACGAAGUUGAUUCCUGGAAGGCGUCGUUCUUGCGUGCAGGUGUCUACCCUGAAAAAAUAUCUGAUACCACCAACGGUGAAGAUUCUGGAGAACGGGAGAGUUCCGCAUCGAUGGAUCCCCAACUCGAGCGGCAGGUUGAGACGAUUCGCAACUUGGUUGACUCAUACAUGAAGAUCGUCACCAAGACCACUAGAGAUUUGGUGCCCAAGACCAUUAUGCACUUAAUGAUCAACAAUACCAAGGAUUUCAUCAUGGCUGAGUUGCUGGCCAAUCUCUACGCUCAGGGCGACACGAGUAACAUGAUGGAAGAGAGCGCCGAGGAAGCCGUGAAACGCGAGGAAAUGCUUCGAAUCUACCACGCCUGUAAAGAGGCUUUGAGGAUUAUUGGCGAUGUGUCGAUGGCUACCGUAUCGACCCCCGUUCCACCACCCGUCAAGGGCGGUGGCGACGACGACUACUUUAGGUCUGGACCUGAUAAUUCCAGCAUUGGCCAGCGAGUAUCGCCUCCAUCUCCAGGCGGCCCUAAUCGUCGCCCAAUGAGCGGCGUUCCUUCGGCUCCUGGACCGACCUCUUCAGUCAGCCGAGCUCCACCAGCUCCCCCUGCUGCUGGUCGUCCUGCACCGGCCGUGCCCAAUCGACCAGGAGAUGCGACAGGCAGAGCCCCACCGGCUCCACCUUCGCGCCCCGGAGCAGGAACUGGCCUCCCUCCGCCACUAGUGCCAACGCGAGGAGUAGGAGGAGGAUCCCAGCAGCCCGGCAUCGUCAUACCGCAGCGCGUCCAGCAAGCCGUAGUCAACGUCGCCGUCAAUGAAAUGGUCGGCGCCCUCGGGAAGCAGUUUAAAUUCAAUUAGAAAAAAAAAAAAAAAAAAAGAAUCUCUUUUUCACACAAAAACGAAAUCCUUCUUGUUAUUACCUCACCUUCCCCUACCAAACCACUGAAACAUUCCGUUAUUAUUUUAUUUUAUUUUUCCGGAAAUCUGAGAAUGUUGUUGUGUCAAUUCUAAAUUCCGGUUUGAAAAAAAAAAACGGAAAAUAGAAAUGAUGGAGAAAGCUGUUUCGGUUUGUCCCUGCCUCACCCCUCUCACACCCUUAUGUUUUCUACCUGUCUUUAGUAAGAAGAAAUGUUCACUAAGUGUAGUCGAAAAGCACUACGUCGUUGUUGUUGUUCACCAAUCGCGUCGCUUUCUAUCAAGUGGCCUGUUAGGAAAAUCAUUGGGACAGAACGCGGACUUGUAACACGAGCCCUUAAAAAAAAAGAAUCUUUAGCUAUAGGCCAUGUUUAUCCCUCCUUGUUAAAGAAGAAGAAAAAACACAAAACCUUAACCUUCUUAUUAAAAAAAAAAUCCCUAAUAAUAAUUCGAUGUGGUUUAAGCUAAAUUGAUUAGAAGUUUUUGCUUGGGAUACGAUUCCAUUGAAGAAGAAACAUGUUGUUUGUUACUUAGAUCAUCUUUCCCCUUUUUCCUUGGCUCUUGGUUUUUUUUUUUUAACAGCACUUGCCAGUUUGUUUAUCGCGUCAUUUUCCUUUAAUGAUAUACAUACAAGAAAACUUAUGUCCAUUUAUCCACAUUGAUGUUUGUCUUUGGAAAUGUUUUUUUUUUUUUCUUGUGCCGACACGCUACACUAAACUGUUCGUAGUCCAAUUGAAUAGUACACGAAAGUGUGUGUUAACAGUAUCAGAUGGAUGUUCAGUACUGGAAAGUUUAAAAACAAAAAGGGCCAGCUAAUAAAAAAGAAGAGACGCCUACCCCAACCAUCACCGCCACUACACCCAUUUCUGUUCCCCCGAACAAACUUUUGUACAGUAGUGUUUCGCUUUUUAAUUUUUUUUUUUAAUAAUCGGAUGAAUUGAUUCUCUUCAAUUUUAUAGAAGGAAAUGAAAAAAAAUUGAAAGCAAUUCCCAAUUCCGAUUUUUGUUUCCUCAUUUCCUUUUUCUGUUCUUUUUUUUUUCUCUAUACAUAUUAUAGGGGGGGAAUUGUGUGCGUGUGUGUGUGCGCGUGUUUGUGAGAUGCUUAAUGCCCACCCACAAAACAAAAACAUUGUGUUUUCCUCCCUAUCAUCAUUUCCAUUUAACCUGAAUCUCUCCACGAGCUAAACUCUUGAAUCCAUUUACAGAAUACAAUUUGUUGAAAAUUCACUUGAAAUAAAAACUACGGGCGCUUUAUACAGAUCUUGCUUGUUAACAGUGAUUAUCCCUUUUUUUUU